AAGAAGUCGACGGUGUCCACUGUCUACAGGCGUUGAGUUUAGACGGAGAAGGAGCACUCCAGAGGAGGACAUUCCGUCGGGGACAACCAGGGGAGAAAUGGAUGCCUUCGGUGGUUUUUUCGUUGACGAGAAAGCAGUUCGUGUAGAGAACAUAUUCUUAGAGUUCCUCAAGAGCUUCAAGGUAGACCCCAACUCGGGGGAGCCGUUCUAUGAAUCAGAGAUCGAAGUCAUGAAAGCCAAGGAAUCGACUACGAUGUUCGUGGAUUUCUCUCAUGUAAUGCGCUUUAACGAUGUUCUUCAAAAGGCCAUUUCUGAGGAGUAUCUGAGAUUUGAGCCCUAUAUGAAGAAUGCUUGCAAGAGGUUUGUGAUGGAGCAGAAGCCGACUUUCAUUGCUGAUGAUAACCCUAAUAAAGACAUUAAUGUUGCCUUCUACAACAUUCCUAUUCUAAAGAGAUUGAGGGAUUUGUCAACUGCCGAUAUUGGAAAGUUAGUCUCAGUGACAGGGGUAGUAACUCGUACGAGCGAGGUUCGGCCCGAGCUUCUGCAAGGGACAUUCAAAUGCCUGGACUGUGGACACGUUAUUAAGAAUGUCGAACAGCAAUUUAAAUACACCGAGCCAAUAAUCUGCGCGAAUGCGCUCUGUGCAAAAAGGACAAAGUGGGCAUUGCUUCGCCAAGAGAGCAAAUUUGCAGAUUGGCAGAGGGUUCGGAUGCAAGAGACCUCGAAAGAGAUACCAGCAGGCUCUCUUCCACGAUCACUGGAUGUUAUCCUGCGUCAUGAGAUUGUCGAGCAGGCCAGGGCUGGUGACACGGUCAUUUUCACGGGUACUGUUGUCGUAAUACCUGACAUAAUGGCAUUAGCGUCACCGGGUGAGAGAGCUGAGUGCCGCCGAGAAGCUUCCCAGCGUCAGAAUUCUUCUGCUGGAAAUGAAGGUGUUAAGGGUUUACGGGCAUUGGGAGUGAGAGACCUUAACUAUCGCCUUGCCUUCAUUGCCAACUCAGUGCAGGUGGCUGAUGGCAGAAGGGAUAGUGACAUUAGGAAUAGAAAGAAAGAUGCGGAUGAAGAUGAUGAUCCGCAAUUCACAGCAGAAGAACUAGAUGAAAUCCAGAGGAUGAGGAAUACUCCUGAUUUCUUUAAUAAGCUUGUUGAUAGCAUUGCUCCAACUGUUUUUGGUCACCAAGAAAUCAAGCGAGCUAUCCUGCUUAUGCUCUUGGGUGGUGUCCACAAGUUCACUCAUGAAGGCAUCAACCUGAGAGGUGACAUCAAUGUUUGUAUUGUUGGAGAUCCUAGCUGUGCAAAAUCUCAGUUCCUCAAGUACACCUCGAGUCUAGUUCCAAGAUCUGUCUAUACAUCUGGAAAAUCCUCUUCUGCUGCAGGGUUGACAGCAACUGUGGCCAAAGAACCUGAAACUGGAGAAUUUUGCAUUGAGGCUGGUGCACUGAUGCUUGCUGAUAAUGGCAUAUGUUGCAUCGAUGAAUUUGACAAGAUGGACAUCAGAGACCAGGUUGCCAUUCAUGAAGCAAUGGAACAGCAGACCAUAAGCAUCACAAAAGCAGGAAUUCAAGCAACACUGAAUGCUCGAACUUCAAUUUUAGCUGCUGCCAAUCCCACUGGUGGGCGCUAUGAUAAAUCGAAACCACUCAAGUACAAUGUAGCUCUCCCUCCUGCCAUACUUUCAAGGUUUGAUUUGGUAUAUGUCAUGAUAGACGAGCCAGAUGAUCAAACAGAUUACCAUAUUGCCCACCAUAUUGUGAGAGUACAUCAGAAGCAUGAAGAUGCACUUGCUCCAGCGUUCUCGACUGCACUAUUGAAGCGUUAUAUUGCUUAUGCAAAGACUUUGAAGCCGAAGUUAAGCUUAGAAGCCAGGAGACUGCUGGUGGAUUCUUAUGUUGCUCUUCGUAGGGGUGAUACAGCUCCUGGGAGUAGGGUUGCUUAUCGAAUGACAGUUAGGCAACUUGAGGCAUUAAUAAGGCUGUCAGAAGCAAUUGCUCGAAGUCAUCUUGAACUUCAGGUUGAACCACGCCAUGUCCGUAUAGCAGUGAGGCUUCUAAAGACAUCUGUAAUCAGUGUUGAAUCCAGCGAGAUUGAUCUGUCUGACUUUCAAGAAAAUGGUGAUGGUGGUGAUGAUGGGAAUAGAGGUCCUGAACAGGGUGAUGCUCAGCCAAGUACUAAUGCAGCGGAUCCAGCUUCUGGAAAUGCAGAAAAUGAGGUAGGAUCUGGAAGCCAACAAAGGAAGAAACUAGUGAUAAGUGACGAAUAUUUUCAGCGAGUUACUCAGGCUCUUGUGAUGCGACUUAGACAGCAUGAAGAAACUGUGAUGCAAGAUGGGACUGGUUUGGUUGGUAUGAGGCAGAGGGAUUUAAUUCAGUGGUAUGUUGCUCAGCAGAAUGAGAAAAACAACUAUAGUUCCAUGGAGGAGGUGACAAGUGAGGUCACAAAAAUUAAAGCUAUAAUAGAGAGUCUGAUACGAAGGGAGGGUCAUCUGAUAGUUGUAGAUGAUGGUAGGCAAGCAGCAGCAGAGGGUGAAGAAACAAGGCAAUCUAGAAAUGACAGAAUUUUAGCUGUGGCUCCAAAUUAUGUGAUUGAUUGAUUGGAUGACAUUUGGCAAAACAAUUCAUCCAUGGCUAAUUUCAGCUGUGCAGAGCUGCAUGAAAGUAACAUAUGCCCAUCUCUGGUCGGUUGCUUGAGACUAAUGAUCAUGUCUUGGAAAACCGAAGAGUGCAACUACUCCAGUGGUUUAGUCAACCUCAGUCCCAAGACCGCCCAAGCAAACAAGUUUCACAUGCUAAUGUACACUUUGUUACUAGACCUCAGAAUGCUUUGUUAUUUCUUCAUUGCUAUUAUUAUUGAAUUUGUUGUUAAUUUUGGUUUCUGAUGGUCAGUGAAAGUGAAGAAGAGGUCAAUCUCUUUGGUUGUAUUCUGCUAAAAGCAUCUUCUAGUAUAAUUAAAGAGGAUAUUUACUUGCUUUGGUCUCA
This is a messenger RNA of Nelumbo nucifera (sacred lotus), 2975 nucleotides long. It is a transcript of the gene MCM6, whose product is annotated as minichromosome maintenance (MCM2/3/5) family protein. NCBI's taxonomy places the organism in Eukaryota, Viridiplantae, Streptophyta, Magnoliopsida, Proteales, Nelumbonaceae. Gene Ontology annotation, molecular function: single-stranded DNA binding; single-stranded 3'-5' DNA helicase activity; ATP binding. Gene Ontology annotation, cellular component: nucleus; MCM complex. Gene Ontology annotation, biological process: double-strand break repair via break-induced replication; DNA replication initiation; mitotic DNA replication. The record is from RefSeq and is a predicted model, not a curated record.